UAGUUUCCGCUCUCCUCGUUCCCUUUCUCUCUCUUCUUUCCCCCUUUCGAAGCUCACUUUCUCCCCUUCUGUCUCCUUUGGUCCCGAAUCGGCGGCGGUGUUAGCCGGAGAAAGGCGUCGGAAGUGAGAACAUGUCGGCAUCUGCGGCGGCGGAGAAGCGGAGGGUGGAGGUGUUUGACGGCGAGGAGGACCUGGCUGUGGCUCUGGCCAAGUACACCGCCGAUCUCUCCGCCAAAUUCUGCAAGGAGAGAGGCGCUUUCACCGUCGUUCUCUCCGGUGGCGCUCUCAUCGAUUGGCUGAGGAAACUGGCAGAACCUCCUUAUAUCGACUCGAUCGAUUGGUCAAAGUGGCACGUCUUCUGGGUCGAUGAGAGGGUCGUUCCCAAACACCACGUUGACAGCAACUACAAACUGGCCUAUGACGGCCUUCUCUGCAAGAUUCCAGUCCAGCCGGGCAACGUUUACGCCAUCAACGACGCCCUCAAUGCCGAGGGUGCAGCCGACGACUACGAAACCUGCCUCAAACAGUUGGUGAAGAACAACAUAAUCCUCACAUCCGAAUCAUCCGGCUUUCCCAAAUUCGAUCUGAUGCUUCUGGGCAUGGGUCCCGACGGUCACCUUGCUUCCCUAUUCCCGGGACAUCGUCUUUGCAGCGAGAAUCAGAAAUGGGUCACCUUUAUCACGGACUCUCCAAAGCUGCCCCCGGAGAGAAUCACAUUCACUUUUCCGGUGAUAAACUCGGCUGCGUACAAUGCCAUGGUGGUUUGCGGGUCGGCGGAAGCCGAGGCAGUGGCUAAGUCUCUGAAGAACACGGGGAACUUACCUGCCGGAUCGCUUACCGCAGAGGACGAGUUGGUUUGGUUUCUGGACAAAGCAGCAGCUUCCAAGCUCUGAAACAUGUCUGUUGGCUUUCUGGUUCUGUCUGAAAAAAAAAACACAAACAAAUUGAUUCCUCUGUUUGGAAUCGAAUAAUAAAACCGUACUUUUGUAAUAAAAUCGUACAUGGCAUGUGUAGAAUAUAGACUCUGAUUUUUUCUUUUA
This is a messenger RNA of Tarenaya hassleriana, 1040 nucleotides long. RefSeq names its product probable 6-phosphogluconolactonase 5, chloroplastic. Bases 132 to 893 code for a protein of 253 amino acids. Lineage: Eukaryota; Viridiplantae; Streptophyta; Magnoliopsida; Brassicales; Cleomaceae. The transcript is spliced from 3 exons. Gene Ontology annotation, biological process: carbohydrate metabolic process; pentose-phosphate shunt. The record is from RefSeq and is a predicted model, not a curated record. Gene Ontology annotation, molecular function: 6-phosphogluconolactonase activity.